Molecule: messenger RNA, 1484 nt
Organism: Malus domestica (apple)
Lineage: Eukaryota; Viridiplantae; Streptophyta; Magnoliopsida; Rosales; Rosaceae
Source: RefSeq, a predicted model, not a curated record
UAUGUAAGUAUGUUUUAACCAUUUUAAUACAGAAGUAUAUGAUUAAUAUGAAAAUAAUGAACUCAAAACUAGCAAUAAAAUACAAAAAUUCGGACAUAGAAAUGGACAUCUCCCACGGACGCCCAAGCAAAAGCCCUACUCUGCUUCCUCUCAUUUCCGUCUCCUCCAGCAAAGUAGGCAGCCAUUGCUCCCGCUCCGCCGCCCGUAAAGGUCAGAAAGGAUGCUUUGAAUGCCCUAAAUUUAAGAUUUGAUUGCGUUUGAGCUGAAAUCGAAGCGUUAAGAGGUGGAUGAGAAAUUGAAAAAUUAUGAAUAAGCUGAUUGAAUUCGGAAAGAAAGCUCUGUUCUAUGCGAGGGUUCUUUCCGGCUACGAAGAACGGAGAAUCCGAUCGUUUCGGUUGGAGGUUGAAAAGCGCUUGAAAGAGGCAAAUGCGCGGAAGUUAGCCUUAAGAAAGAUUCCUGAACAAACUAUAUUAUCGGAGGUUCGCCGUAUGGUCGAGGAGAUGCAAACUUUAAAUAGGAAGCUGGAAGAAACUGAGGCUCAAAUUGAAGAGUACUUCAAGCCGAUUGACAAAGAGGCUGAGAUGAUUAUGAAAACGCAACUUGAAGGAGAGGAGAGGACAAUGAAGGAGAUGAUGAAAGCCAUGCAUCAGCAGGCUUUGCUUGAGAAAACAGAAGCGGAGAAAGAAGCACAAAAGAAAUUGGAAACAGACCGGAAGAACCAAGAGUCAAGACCCAAGACCCAGCAUCUGCCGCCGCCCCCUUGAAGUUUAGGUGAGAUGAUUUCGUAGUACGAAUAUAAUGUAGCUUUAGGAUGAUUCCUGCAAGAGCGUUUUAUCAGUUUUGACUGUUUCAAAAACCGUGCACCGUCACACUUAACACGCUUCUCUUACCUUGCUUUCGUUUCUUCCCAACUUGUAAUCCAAUUUCAAAUGAAGUAUGUGGUGGUGGUUGAAAAUUUGGCUGAAGUAAUUGUAGGGCUGUACGGAAUUUCGAAAACACCUCUUGCCCUUUGGGAGACUAGGGUGUGCGGUCAUGGCUUCCACUCAGCCCUUGUUCCUUAGGUCACAAGUCAAUCAACUGUGAAAGUGCCAUUUUGCCCUUUUUACAGGAAAGAAAAUGGUAUGACCAUACUCACCAGACUACAUAAAUUUAAAGCCUUUUUAGGGUUUUUUUAAGUUUGACUUUUACUUUUGAGUAGAACUAAAUGAAUGAAAAUAUGAUCUUGGAAUAUUGGAAACAUUAACAAAAAUGAAAUUAGCCUGGUCAAGUUUCUUUUUAAACUAGGGCCAUUUUUUCAGUUAGGGGUAAGGGGGUAAGCAUGUUACUGAUAUUUAUUCCUAGUUUUUGUUAAAACGCAUUACCGAGGUUGUACUUUGGUUCUUGAUUUUCACGUAUGAGUUUUGGAUGGACAUUUUUAACCAUCCCAUAUUUGUAAAGCCUUACAGUUGAAGAAGUUUGAAUUUAUAUCAUGUCUGGAAUUUCUA